This is a messenger RNA of Sceloporus undulatus (fence lizard), 1032 nucleotides long. RefSeq names its product olfactory receptor 4K3-like. Gene Ontology annotation, molecular function: olfactory receptor activity; G protein-coupled receptor activity. The transcript has a single exon. Gene Ontology annotation, cellular component: membrane. The record is from RefSeq and is a predicted model, not a curated record. The coding region runs from base 1 to 1032 and encodes 343 amino acids. NCBI's taxonomy places the organism in Eukaryota, Metazoa, Chordata, Lepidosauria, Squamata, Phrynosomatidae. Gene Ontology annotation, biological process: G protein-coupled receptor signaling pathway.
AUGGAAUGGGAAAACAGGACUAAUUUGACCGAAUUUGUCCUUCUGGGUCUUUCUCAGUCAUGGGAAAUCCAACUUCUUUUAUUCAUCUGCUUUCUCUUCCUCUAUGUGGCAGCUCUCUUCAACAAUAUUGUCAUCCUCCUGGCAAUCAUUCGGGAUCCACGGCUUUUAAAUUCACCCAUGUUUUUCUUCCUGGGUCAUUUGGCUUUCCUUGACCUCUGUAUGGCCAAUGUUACCAUUCCUAGAGCUAUUGUUGACUUUCUGAUCCAACGCCAGGCCAUCUCCUUCCAAGACUGCAUGGCACAGCUCUUCUUCCUCCAUUUCUUUGGAGGCAGUGAAAUGCUUCUGCUGAUGCUCAUGGCCUAUGACCGGUAUGUAGCUAUCUGCCAUCCUCUCCACUAUGCCUCACGCAUGAGCAGGCGCCACUGUAUAGGGUUUAUCCUUGUUGCAUGGACUGGUGGCCUCCUCCAUACCAGUGUGCAACUGGGCUUCACCGUUAAUGCGCCCUUCUGUGGGCCCAACCAUGUGGACAAUUUCUUUUGUGAUGUCCCUUUACUCAUCAAGUUGGCCUGCACUGACAAUUACAACUUGGAGGUCAUGAUGGUGACAAACAGUGGGGUCAUGUCACUAGUGGGCUUUGUUUCCUUGGUUCUCUCCUAUGGACUCAUUCUCUCCACCAUCUGCUCUCGGAGCACUUCUGAGGGGACCUCCAAAGCCAUCUCCACAUGUACUUCUCAUCUCAUUGUGGUCACCAUGUUUUUUGGACCCUGUAUAUUUAUUUACCUUCGCCCUUAUACCCGUUACGUUUUUGAUAAAGUGCUCUCUGUCUUCUAUAUAGCUGUCACCCCUUCUGUGAACCCUACUGUGUAUGCUCUGAAGAACAAGGAGAUGAAGGCUGCCAUUGGAAGAUUGUUUGAAAGACACUCGGGAGUGGUCUCCAUUCAGAUGGCCACUGUUCAUUCAGGAAGGCUAGCCUGCUGGAAACACAAGAAAAUCCACCUUCCUUUCAAGCCCAGCCUUAUUUCAGGGCCAUAA